CUCCAUGGACUCAGAGACCAGCGUUUUGAACAAGGAGUACGAAGUCUUGUUGUUUCCGUCACUCACAGCUGCGAUAUUCCAAAAGACCAUCCAUGAUGGCUUCAGUUUCGGAUCUAAGAACGUUGUAUCCGUCAUUCGACCAAAACCCAACGCAGUACUUGGCAACCACCUCUCAUGGAAGAUCUGCCCGCGAUAGGCUGGUAAAGUGUAUGGGAGAUCUUUUCGUCGCAGACAGAGAGAAACACAAUAUUCCAGUGAGGGAUAUCUCGGCGGCGGGGAAAGUCGACAAAGAUAACGUCCGCAAUGACGACAAAUUGAAGAAAACUCUUGGCGACGUCCCAGCAAGCGGAACGAGUAUUAUCUCAACAGAAGACAUCUCUUCUCCUUUCAGCCCAGACGCAAGAUGUCGAUUUGUACAUUUGUGCGCGGAAACCACCGUCGGGCGCCUGGAACUGAAUAUAAGGAUGCUGCUCCGCCUGGUGACUUUCUACCAAGUCAUGCCGCAGUUCCUAGAUUUUCUUCACGUAUACGCCUCACGUCAUAGCAGGGAUAGGGAACUCCGUUUCAGCGGCUUCAGGACAGACAAAACUCUGACGGAUCCUGUUGAUGGGACCAUGAUCCCUGAACUCGGAAGGAGCGGCAGGAGGUAUCAGCUCUGCUUCAACCUCAAGACCGUAUCUCCCAAAGACGGAGGAGACUGGAAGAUUCGACAGGCUGUGUUCCAUCACCAGUUCGAUGUGGGUCAGGGCACUCAACUUUGGAUCAUUGGGGACCCUCACGCCACGCUCAAGAAACGUAUUGCAGAUCUCUUUCCAGAAUGGAAUCUCUAUCCAACGAGCUUCAGCACCGUCCAGCAGGGGUUUGCCACAUCUCUCGAAGUGAAUCUCGAAUUUGCGCAGUGGGCGACGUCGGAAUGGAGAUGGCACAUUUUGUUUCUCGAGGAAAGAGCAGAAGAGCUGACCAAACCUGCUCGCAUCAGAGAAAAAGUACAUAUCGAGAGGCUGGAGCCAGAGUCUCUGAGUGAUGUUCAGAAGUGGGAAGAAAAAACGAAUGAUACAAUCAUGGCCAUGGAAUCCAAUGUGAGCAUCAUGAGGCUCCAACAGAAGUUUUACCAGGACCUAGUCAAGGACGACAACUUCCCUCAACGAGAGCAGGAAAAGUGCCAGAAAAAUGUGGAAUGCUACGUUUCACAUCUAGAGGAGCUUAUUUGCGAGACUCAAAUGCAGAUAACGAGAGCCAGCAUCCUGGUCAAAACGGUUGGAGACAGGAAGACGAUCCUCAUUCAGCACCUUCAGACGCAGAAUGCCAUCAUAGCUUCAAAGCUCACAGCCACAAUGUACGAACAAGCCGACCGCAGUGCUGUGGAGACCAUCGCAGUUAGGAUCGUGACUAUCGUUACUUUGAUCUAUUUGCCUGCAACUUUCUCUAGCACUUUCUUCAGCACAGAUAUUAUCAAGUUCGAGAACGGCGAGGUUUUCUCGCAGGUCGCUCUGGAGCGGUUCCUCCAGGUCACGCUGCCCCUCAUGUUUCUGACGUUCUUUUCCGCCGGGCUAUGGUUCUGGAUGGAGUGGCGUAAACGCGCCCACAGAUCCCGUCGGUUCAAGAUUGAAUAUUCCGAUAUAUUCCCACAAGACGAAGAAAAAGUUUGAUGGCUAGACCAUCACUAAAGCUGAGUGUUGGUACUUUCAACAUCGACAGCAUACAGUGUAACCAGUACACGAUUUUCUUUUUUCUGUUGAACUCUCCUUGCUUAGCAAAGCAUAUACAGGUAUUAGAGUAGCAUUUUUAAGCUCGGAAUUGGCAAAUGAUCAUCAAGGGAGGGAGGAAGACAAGGAGGGAAACCAAGAUGCUGGGCAUUUGGUUCGGACAGGGCUUUCAUUCGCUUGCAAAUAUGUUAAAACACAAGACUUGAAUACCAUGGACGAGGUAUUAAGGAUACAUAUUGUUGAUUUAACAGAACCAUCUGCCAUAUCAAUAGUGUACAGCAACAACAAGCUUAGUCUCCUUGUGUGAAACACGGCAUACUCAUGCAGCACUGGGCUGAGCACAAUUGCCACGAUAAUGCAACGAGCUACGAAGGCCAUGUUCGAUAUUCAAAGAGA
This is a messenger RNA of Colletotrichum destructivum, 2102 nucleotides long. RefSeq lists its product as uncharacterized. NCBI's taxonomy places the organism in Eukaryota, Fungi, Ascomycota, Sordariomycetes, Glomerellales, Glomerellaceae. The record is from RefSeq and is a predicted model, not a curated record. The transcript is spliced from 5 exons. The coding region runs from base 93 to 1649 and encodes 518 amino acids.